AUGAUUAAUGAUGUUGAUAAUGACUCACCGUCACGUUUAAAUGAUCGUGUAUCACUGACAGGAAUACCUGUUAUUGAUGAACAACUUUAUGAAGCAAUUGAUUUAUUUGUACGUGAUUAUGUUGAAGUUUGGUAUAAAACUCAGUUAAGUUCUGAUGAAUCAUUUAUUCGUGAUGUUAAAAAUGGAAUUUAUAUAACGAUUCAACAUUUAGCUGAAAGAUUACGUGAAAUAGAUUGGUUAGAUUUUUGUACUGGAACAGUUGUUGAUAGUUUUGCAACACAUGUUCGAUUAUAUCGAAAAGCUAAAGAACGUAUGCGAUUAGAACAAUCAACAGAUAUUCGAGUAUGCUUUUUCGAUUUGGAAGCUGAGUAUGAAAGGGGAAUUUGUCGAGAUGAAGUUUGUAUGGAUAAAGAUAAAGAAAAAGAAUUUCUUCGUGAUAUUGUUGAAGUUUUAAUUUAUAUUUUAUUACCUGCUAAUGAGUUUCGUUGUGUUCCAGCUCGAAUGUUACUCAGAGAAGUCGUAGUUAACCUUGGUUUAAUACCUAUUAUUAAUAUGUAUACAGAUUCGGAUGCCAUCAAUCAAUUAAUUAUUAAAAUGUGUCAACAAUUUCCAUUAACAAUCGAUAAUUUUCUUCUUGUUGCACGAACGACUGAUUCAAGUGCUGAAUUAUCAACAUUAGCUGAUCGAAUAAGUAUUGAAAUAAAUCGAUGGCGUUCAAAAGAUACUGGAGGAGAAAAUGAUGCAGAUAUUCGUGCAACAUUAAAUAGUUAUCAAUAUUUAAAAAAAUUACUCUCUGAUCGAUUAGAAAAACAAGCACAAACAAUGACAUUAGAUGAUGAUGAAAUUUUACAAAAAGUGACCUAUCAUGAUUUACCAUUAACAGAAAUAUUGAAUAACUGUAAUGGUUUAGAUUAUUUUUUAAAAUUUCUUCAAACUAUUGAUGCUGCUGGUUACGCCAAUUUUUAUCUUAAUGCCGAAGCAUUUCGAUGUGCUGGUUUAUCAGUGCAACAACAAAAUGUAAAUACAACUCAUGAACAACAUCAAGCUAAUUUAGAAAUACUUAGACAUAUGGCCUAUGAUCUUAUUGAACAAUAUUUUCUUCCAACAGGAACAUUUAAAUUACCAAUGGAUGAAAAUCUCAUACAAAAAACAUUAAAAAUUUUAAAAACAGAAUCAUUGAAUGAAACACUACUUGAUGAACUUCAAACAAAAGUUUUUGAAAUUCUAUCAUCGGAUAAAUAUUAUGGACAAUUCAAAACAACAUCACAAUAUUUAAAAGUUUUAAGUGAAAUUGAUCCUACUGAUUCUUUAAAUGAUAAUUCAGAUGCUGCUUCAGUAUCAAGUAAUAAUAGCAAUGAUAUCUUCACUGAUUUUGCUGAACAACAACAUAAUUCAAAUAUUCCCUCUUCUCCGGGAACAAGUACGGGUAGUACAACUGCUGUUGUACCUGACAUGCUUGAUAAUAUAAAUAAUUAUUCAAUUACAACAGAAAUAAAUGAUUCUGGUGUAUGUUGUGAAAAAGGUGAAAAAUAUGCCAUUUAUGUUAUAUCUGUGUCUUGUAAACCAUUACAUGUUCAUAACAAUAAUAUUGAUGAUUUAAGACGUGAAUGGAUAACAUAUCGUCGUUAUAGUGAAUUUAAUGAUCUUGAUAUAGCAAUAAAAAAACGAUAUCCAGAUUUACGUGAAUUUCUUCGAUUACCUAAUAAAAGUUUAAUUAACAAUACAAGUGCAGAAGUACGAUUAAAACGACAAAAAGAAUUGAAUGAUUAUUUAUCAAUAUUAACGAAAACAAGAGUUCUUCAAAGUCAUCCACAAAUUGGUGAACUUGUAUUGAAAUUUUUAAGAAAUCAACAAUGGAAACAUGAACAAACAGAAUUCAUUCGCAAGAUGGACACAAUUGUAAACCCAUUCAAGCAAGCAUCAAUUGGUAUUGUUAGAGGUGUAUCGAAAUUGGGUGAUGGAUUAACAAUUGUAUCGGAUAGUGUUGUUGAAAAUGCAGGAAAACUCUUUCGAACACAUCCAAAUAAUUAUAAUCAAACAAACAUUCAUUUAACACGAGAUAUGCAAACAUUUCCUAUUGUUGAAGAACCUCAAGUUGAAAGUGCCAAAAAUAUUCCACUUCGGGUUCUGCUUGUUAUCAUGGAUGAAGUAUUUGAUCUUAAACAAAAAAAUAUGUGGUUUCGUUCAAGAUUUGUAUCAAUAUUAAAACGAUUUUUGCGAGCAUUUAUGGGUGAUUCAGUGAACCGACGUAUUGCAACGUUUGUUCAAUAUUGGACAUCAGCACCAAAAAUUGCUAAAGAAAUUACUCGUUUCAAAGAUGACUUUUGGCCUAAUGGUAUUUUAGCUGAUAAAGCACCUGAACGUGAUGCAAGUGUACGCAAUGUAACGCAAGUCCUCUGCAAAGCAAAAUUACUUGGCAUUGUUUCAGACGAACUUCGUCAUAUAAUUGGUAGUGAAACGACACGUCGUGGUCUAUUACGUUUAUUUGAAUUAUUACAAAAUGAAACUCUUAAUCGUCGAUUUGUAUAUAUUGUUUUCGAAGCAUUACUUAUAAAAUUAUUUCGACCGAAUGAUCUACAUUUAAUAUUUGAAAAACUUUAUUCACAAUCUGCACGUGUCAAAGAAGAAUAUCGAAGACGAAUAUUUGAACAAGAUCAUUUUCAUAAUGGCAUUUUAAAUACACAACAUCAUUACAAUGAAUCAAAUCAACGUCCAUAUUAUUUGAAUCGAUUAUCUGUACGAACUGAUGGUGAUUACACCAGUUUACAUCGUUCGAAUAGUGGCCAACAACAAAAGCAAUUGCCGAGAAGUUUAUCAAAAAUCUCAAGAUGA
Molecule: messenger RNA, 2832 nt
Organism: Rotaria sp. Silwood1
Lineage: Eukaryota; Metazoa; Rotifera; Eurotatoria; Philodinida; Philodinidae
Source: the annotation of a GenBank genome assembly